AUGAAAAUCAUGCAAAAGCAGUCUUCUAAUCAUCCUAGUGAAUAUGUAAAAAAUAUGAAAAAGCUAUCAAAGUUGGCAGGAUUCGAUCAUCAAAAUUCUAUAGUAUUCAGCAUACUUAUUAGAGAAAUCAAAGCAUUAGAGAAAAAAAUAAGUAACUAUUAUUUUCGACUCAAAAAGCUUGAAAGAUAUGUUAACUGUAUAGAAGAACAAACUGGUAAAGAACUAACUGAUUUCUCUGAGUCUAGUUUAUUUGAGUCUGAAGUGAAGGAGAUAGUUGCAUCUGAGUGCAGUUUAUUCGAAGGAAUAAAAGUCAAAUGCAUAAAAACAUUAACCGAAAGCUGA
Messenger RNA from Funneliformis mosseae, 342 nucleotides. The record is from the annotation of a GenBank genome assembly. NCBI's taxonomy places the organism in Eukaryota, Fungi, Glomeromycota, Glomeromycetes, Glomerales, Glomeraceae.